AUGCCCACAACUCCUCAUACUCUAAGGCGCGUUGCAUAUAGCUCAGCCUCCCAUGCCUUACUUGCCGGAAAUAGUAACCUCCAAACUCAAUUCGUCACUGCCGGCCAACUCCCAGCAGUCCAGGGUCCAAUCACCGGGGGAAACAAAGGCCAUCCUUUUAGUGCAUUUGCUGGAAACAUCUCCUCUAUCGGCUACAUCGAAGAAGAGUUUUUUCUCAGUGGCGAUGGUAUCCGAUAUAACGUCGUCGGUAACUUGACAAGCGAUGGGCAUUGGACCCUAGCCUACAACAGCACUGCUCCAUACAAAACUCGUAUGCUCGUCCGACGCCCAGUAGACCAUAAAAAGUUCAACGGCGAUGUUCUCGUCGAGUGGAUCAAUGUCUCCGGCGGGUUCGGCAUUACAUCUACUGAUCUUCCAGGCGUCUAUGAAGAAGGCUACAUAUGGGCCAGCAUUGACGCCCAAGCGAUUGGUAUCGAAGGUGGAGCUUCUCAUCCUCAGGGGCUCAUUCAGUGGGAUCCUGUACGAUACGAUACGUUGAGCAUUCUUGAUGAUGCUAUUUCCUAUGAUAUUGUCAGUCAGGCUACCAAUGUUUUGCGAAGUGUCAAUGUCACUGGCGGUCAAAUUCCCAAGCACGUUAUCCUGGUUGGGGCUUCUCAAUCCGGUAGCCAAGUUUUAGGCUAUACAAAUGGUGUCCAGCCUUUGAACAACUCGUAUAAUGCCAUCAUUCCAGCUAUCUGCGCUGGUGCUUCCUCGGAUUUCAGUCCAGUCCCUGCCCACCGCACUCCCGAAGUAGCUACGGACUCAAACGGAGUGAUGGACUGUGUUCGAAAUGCCGAUGGUAAUACUAAGGGCGGAAUCCGUCUUCCGGAGCUUGCAGUCCCCGUGGCCGGAUACAAUGGUAUUAACAAUGGUCUCUCUGGCAACACCUAUCCAUUUUGCGAUUCAAAGCUGCAGACAUUGUAUCCAACUCACCAAGAGUAUGUUGCCAAAGUUAAAGCGGCUGCCCGUGUGUUUCUGAAUCAAAAGGCCAUUUUGGAAUACCAGGUUAAGAAUUACGUGCGCGCAGCCGAGGCAGCAAACGUGCCUCCCCGGUCGACUAGCAAUUAA
Molecule: messenger RNA, 1107 nt
Organism: Trichoderma virens Gv29-8
Lineage: Eukaryota; Fungi; Ascomycota; Sordariomycetes; Hypocreales; Hypocreaceae
Exons: 4
Coding region: 1-1107 (368 amino acids)
Source: RefSeq, a predicted model, not a curated record